UUGUCUCGCGCAAAAUCUGUACUCUGAGCAGAGGUAAGAUGGCGGUCGCUGUACGAACUUUGCAGGACCAGCUGGAAAAGGCGAAAGAAAGCUUAAAAAAUGUGGACGAAAACAUUCGGAAAUUGACGGGCAGAGAUCCCAACGAGCUCAGACCUGGUCAAGCUAGAAGGCUAACCAUCCCAGGCCCAGGUGGAGGUAGGGGGCGAGGAAUUGGUUUAUUGAGGCGUGGACUCUCGGACAGUGGAGGAGGACCCCCAGCUAAGCAGAGGGAUAUUGAAGGGGCACUCUUGAGGCUGGCUGGCGAUCAACGAGCGAGGAGAGAUUCACGCCAUGACAGCGACGCUGAGGACGAUGAUGAUGUGAAAAAACCAGCGUUGCAGUCAUCCGUUGUUGCUACCUCCAAAGAACGAACACGUCGAGACCUUAUCCAAGACCAGACCAUGGAUGAGAAAGGAAAACAAAGGAAUCGACGUAUGUUUGGCCUGUUGAUGGGAACUCUGCAGAAAUUUAAGCAGGAAUCAUCAGUGUCCACAGAGAAGCAAAAAAGACGUUUAGAAAUUGAAAAAAAGCUGGAAGUACAAGCUGAACAAGAACGUAAAAAGAUAGAAAAUGAGAGAAGAGAGCUGUUUGAGGAAAGGCGUGCAAAGCAGACAGAGCUGAGACUUCUUGAACAGAAAGUGGAACUUGCUCAGUUGCAAGAAGAGUGGAAUGUGCACAAUGCUAAGUUAAUAAAGUAUAUCCGUACAAAAACCAAGCCUUCAAUUUUCUAUAUUCCUGGCAAGAUGUGCUCAGCCACUCAGAAGCUCUUAGAGGAGUCUCAGAAAAAAAUGAAUGUGAUGUUGCAGGAGAGGCGUGAGGCGUUUGCCGAGCACCUGAACAAGAUGGAGGCUCGGCCCAGGCGCCAACUACUGAGGGACAAAGUCCAGGGGGAUCCUCGCGGCGAAUGGCCGAAGAAAGAAGAGCAAGAGGAGGGUAAGCCAUCUGGGCAGGAGGUGGAGGUGACAGGUAACCAGAACGAUGCAGAGAUGGAGGAGGGUGGGGAGGGGGAUGAAAAAGAGGUGAGUGUAGGACAGAGUGGUCUGGAGCAAGAGCAGGAGAAGCCAGUGGAGAUGAAUGCAGGCUGCAAGGACGACGAGGAGAAGGGUGCAGAGGCAGCAGAAAUUAGAGAGGCGGAGGAACAGGGAAGAGAAGAAGAAAACAGGGAGCCCACAGAGGGACAGGUAGGGGAAAAGGAUGAGCAGGUGGAGGAGGAGAUGGUGCCUGUAGGUGUGGAGGAAGGUGAUGAGAGGAAGGAAGAUGAGGGUGAGAAUGAAGCAGAAGGACAGAAGGAAACCCAAGCAGUCUCUCCCUGGAAGCCCCCUCUUGAGUUAGUGAGCCCAGAGGAUGGGUCAGAGUCCUGCUCUGCUACCAGCCGGCCUGCGGAAUUCAUGGUGGUGGAGCCUGUCGGCAUGGGAACUGCAGCCACUGCAACGGCUCCACAGGCCCACUCGCCACAGCAUGAGGCAGGAUUGGAGGCCCAGAGGGAGGAGCAAGGGUGGGGCCCAAUGCCUCAGACCCAGGUGGAGGGUCUAGUUAAGGUGCCCAGUGCUCAGGGAGACGGCAGGGGGAGGGGGGCAGCCAGGGAUAGGAAGAGAAGCCGGAGCAGCAGCAGUUCGACCUCCAGCGGCUCGUCGAGCUCCAGCUCCAGCGGCUCGUCCAGCUCCAGCGGCUCGUCCAGCUCCAGUGAGGGCAGCAGCUCUUCCAGCAGCAGCAGCUCCUCCAGCAGCCGGAGCAGAAGCCGCAGCCACACCAGGGACAGGAAGCACAGGGGCCGGCCCUCUGACAGGGACAGGAAGAGAGGAGGGGGCAUGGCAGCUGAUAGGAGCCACAAGUUGUCCAAGGGCAGCGGUCGUGAUGCCAAGGGGGCCAAGGACAAGAGCUCCAAGUCAGACAGGAGGAGGUCGUUUUCAGAAGGCAACCGGAUGGGGAAACGGCCCUCUCACAGCGAAAGGGCCCGCAAGUCAGACAGGAAGGACAAGAGGCGUUAGGCAGGCCUGAACCUUGGCAGUCUGGCUUUUUCCAUUCUUUCAAAUGCUGAAAAGGAGGCUGUUUUUCACCAGAAAGAGUAUUGAAUGGACUCAAGGCUAGAAGAUAUUUCGACCUGUGAAUGGUGAACUUCGCCUUAAGUAACCAUUUUUAAUACUUGCAUUAAAAUAUGCUCACAGCAAAUUGUGGGACAUGUUGAAUGAAAUAAAACAUUUUCAUGUUUAGUUCUUUUGAAAUGCUGUUUUGAUGGGCUUUAGUUUUAUCCGGUUCAGGCCCUUAGCAUCGUCGUCAGUCAUGGGGGCAGUGAAGGGGGCGUUACUUAGACUUUGUGUGUGGUUAUCAAAUCGUGAUUCCGGUGUCUAGAAAAUCAGGUCUGGGUUUUUUAUAUGGUUUAUUUUCUUUCAAAUUUUUUAUAUCUGGUAAUUUUUAAUGUCUCGUUUCUUCACUACCAAAACUCAGAAAAGAACGAUGAACACUUGAUAAGCUCUGAUGAUGGCGAACCCUGCUGGGCGCAGCUUUUAAUGGUGCACUGACCAGUUUUCCCAGUCAGAUUAGAAAUAUUGUUAUUCAGUGUCGUUUUCAACUCUAAAUGUUAUACAGCCAUAUUUAAUAUUUUUGUUCUUCAGUCAUUGUCUGUGACCUCAUGAAUCAGGAUUAAGUUAAAGUCAAAGUCUUUGGUGAAUAAAAUACUCUUGUUGACUUUUUUUGUACUGAGGAAACUGCACCGUCUUCAUAAAUAAAGAAGU
This is a messenger RNA of Scleropages formosus (Asian bonytongue), 2771 nucleotides long. It is a transcript of the gene pnn, whose product is annotated as pinin, desmosome associated protein. The transcript has 9 exons. The coding region runs from base 39 to 2027 and encodes 662 amino acids. The record is from RefSeq and is a predicted model, not a curated record. Lineage: Eukaryota; Metazoa; Chordata; Actinopteri; Osteoglossiformes; Osteoglossidae. Gene Ontology annotation, cellular component: catalytic step 2 spliceosome.